Protobothrops mucrosquamatus (brown spotted pit viper) is the source of this 2024-nucleotide messenger RNA. RefSeq names its product ETS variant 1 (gene ETV1). The record is from RefSeq and is a predicted model, not a curated record. Gene Ontology annotation, molecular function: sequence-specific DNA binding; DNA-binding transcription factor activity, RNA polymerase II-specific. Lineage: Eukaryota; Metazoa; Chordata; Lepidosauria; Squamata; Viperidae. Bases 1 to 1902 code for a protein of 633 amino acids. Gene Ontology annotation, cellular component: nucleus. Gene Ontology annotation, biological process: cell differentiation; regulation of transcription by RNA polymerase II. The transcript has 10 exons.
AUGUCGAACCACGGCGUGGAGAAGGAGGAAGGCAACCUAGGCAGGGAAGCUUCUGUGCAGGUUGGCCUAAGUGGUGGCAGCUUACAGUCCUCCAGUUCCUCUGAUGAAGCUGUGGCCACUGAGCACCGGAAUAAACCGAUGUGGUCGAUGGACAUUGGAAAAAAAGGAAGACUGGGACCAGAAAGCCAGAAAGGUGAUCCUCAAAUGGGGAAGCCACCAGCUGGGCUGGAAGCUGGAGAUGGAGAGGUCGCUCCAUCUCAGUUCGCAUUACCCAUCACAAAUUUGUUAAAAACUAAGGGGGAGGGGAAACUGAAGCCCAGCCAGACACAGAAAUGGACUAUGGAGUGCCAAGCCGCUUUUGAAAAACUGAAAAGGCUAUUCUUGGCAGACCCAGUCCGGAAACACCCAGACACCGAAAAACCUUUCAUCAUUCAGGCAGAUGCUAGUGAUGUAGCAGUGGGUACAGUAUUGCUUCAGGAGAAUAAUGAAGGGAAAUUACAGCCUUGUGCAUACACAUCAAGAAAACUCACAGAAACAAAACAGAGAUGGGCAGUGUGGGAGAAGGAAGCCUAUGUCAUUCGUUGGGCUCUCCUGACAUGGCGACAUUUCCUGGAAGAGAACAAAAUCCCCUUCCAAGUACGGGCUGAUCAUAAGAACUUAGAGGUUCUAAAAACACCCAGGAAAUUAUUCCCCAAACAGCAAGUGGCUUUUCAUGGUCUUUCAGUGAAAAUCAAGAAAGAACCCCACAGUCCAUGUUCUGAACUCAGCUCAGCUUGUAGUCAAGAACAACCAUUCAAAUUCAGUUAUGGAGAAAAGUGCCUGUACAAUGUCAGUGCCUAUGAUCAGAAGCCACAAGUGGGAAUGAGGACUUCUAACCCACCAACUCCAUCAAGCACUCCAGUUUCACCACUGCAUCAUGCAUCUUCAAACUCGGUUCAGAGUUCUAAACCUGACCGGAUUUUUCCAACUCACUUGCCUCCAUCCCAGCCCAUCCCAGACAAUAGCUUUCCUAUGGAUCACAGAUUUCGUCGUCAGCUCUCAGAACCUUGUAAUUCCUUUCCUCCUUUGCCUGCCAUACCACGGGAAGGACGUCCGAUAUAUCAACGCCAGAUGUCUGAGCCAAACAUCCCUUUCCCACCUCAAGGGUUUAAACAGGAGUACCAUGAUCCAGUAUAUGAACACAAUGCUAUGGUUGGCAAUUCAGUCACUCAAAGUUUUCCUCCUCCUCUGAUGAUUAAACAAGAACCCAGAGAUUUUGCAUACGAUUCAGAAGUGCCUAGUUGCCAUUCCAUUUACAUGAGGCAAGAAGGCUUCCUCACUCACCCAAACAGAACAGAAGGUUGUAUGUAUGAAAAAGGACCAAGACAAUUUUAUGAUGACACUUGUGUUGUUCCAGAGAAAUUUGAUGGUGAUAUCAAGCAGGAGCCAGGAAUGUAUCGUGAGGGACCAACAUACCAGCGACGUGGUUCCCUUCAGCUGUGGCAGUUUUUGGUAGCUCUUCUCGAUGAUCCAUCAAACUCUCAUUUCAUUGCUUGGACUGGUCGAGGUAUGGAGUUCAAGCUGAUUGAACCAGAAGAGGUGGCACGUCGCUGGGGGAUUCAAAAAAACAGGCCAGCCAUGAACUAUGAUAAACUUAGCCGUUCACUUCGCUAUUAUUAUGAAAAGGGAAUCAUGCAAAAGGUUGCUGGAGAGAGAUACGUGUACAAGUUUGUUUGUGACCCUGAAGCCCUCUUCUCCAUGGCCUUUCCGGAUAACCAGCGUCCCUUGCUGAAAACUGACGUCGAACGUCAUAUCAAUGAAGAGGACACUGUCCCUCUGUCCCACUUUGAUGAGAGUAUGGUCUAUAUGCAAGAAGGAGGCUGCUGUAAUACCCACCCUUAUAAUGAAGGCUAUGUAUAUUAAUUGGAGUGACAGUAAUGAAGCCCCUUUUUCAUCCUAAGCUUCUCUUCUUUAAUGAGACCAAGACAAAAGCUGAAUUCCCUUCAGUUGGUUUAUAAGAAUAAGAAUUAAAAACUGUAAAAGAA